Messenger RNA from Priapulus caudatus, 755 nucleotides. RefSeq names its product calmodulin-like protein 5. The record is from RefSeq and is a predicted model, not a curated record. Bases 12 to 392 code for a protein of 126 amino acids. The transcript has 4 exons. Gene Ontology annotation, molecular function: calcium ion binding. Lineage: Eukaryota; Metazoa; Priapulida; Priapulimorpha; Priapulimorphida; Priapulidae.
CACACAUCUCGAUGCUCAAGGACAAGCUACAGAGCCGGAAGCAGAAAGCCGGGGGCGACGUGGCGACGCCCGGCAACGCGACCGUCGCCACGACGACGACGACGAAGCGACUCUCCGUGGAUACGGAGUCGCUGCUGCAGGAAGUGAGGACCCAGCUCAGGAAGCGCUGCUACACCGGAAAUAACGCGCUCUACAAGAACUUCCUGGAUGCCGACAAGGACAGGUCGGGUCACGUGGACAAGGAGGAAGUGAGAGGCAUGUGUCGCCGUGCCAACCUGCCCGUGGACGAGGAACUCCUGGAUCUGUUGAUCGCCGGCUGGCCCACAAACCUCGACGGAAAGAUCAACUUCACAGAGUUCCGCAAAUUCUUCACCGAGGACGAGGACGAGUGAUCUGGUUGUCACGGAAACAAGUGAUCGACAGCUGGUCGUCACGGAAACAAGUGAUCGACAGCUGGUCGUCACGGAAACAAGUGAUCGACAGCUGGUCGUCACGGAAACAAGUGCUGUCAGACUGCGACGGUGAUUCGAAUACGUACAAAAUGAACAGAUAAAAUGUUGAAACGUUGAGAAAAUGCACCCGAUCUUAAGGAAAUUUGUUAUAUAACCUGUAUUUGACAAAGGUGUCAUAGAUAUUACUCACUUUCACUAAUAUAUAUUACAAGUUUUGUUCAUGUGAAAAAUUAAAAAUGUCUUCGAAUUUGAAAAUCACGUGCAAGUGCAGCCGCCACCCACCCACCCAAUCUGAACCACACA